This is a messenger RNA of Xylona heveae TC161, 1768 nucleotides long. RefSeq lists its product as hypothetical. The coding region runs from base 93 to 1430 and encodes 445 amino acids. Lineage: Eukaryota; Fungi; Ascomycota; Xylonomycetes; Xylonales; Xylonaceae. The record is from RefSeq and is a predicted model, not a curated record. The transcript is spliced from 2 exons.
AUUAGCGAGGGCGGUACUCCAAAGCACAGCUGAAAGUGUCCAAUUCACUCCACGACAGCUCGUAAAUUAAACAGCGGAUAUUCAACUUGAAGAUGGCUCCACCAGUGACACCAUCACCGCACCGUUUUCUAAACAAAUCAAUAUCCAACUCCACCCGAGGCACCAUUCCUCCAUCCCAAUCACAACCACCUCAAGAGCCAAACUUUUCGUCCACUCCCCGCUUUGCUUUCCAUUCACCGCUACAUCUGUCUUCUUCAUCUACGCUUAGACAUAAUGAUCCAUCAACUAGGAGAACACAAUACCCAGUGGACGCCUCACCUUUACUACACCCGCCCACGAUAUCCGCCCACCCAACCGCAGGUGGCAUCCUGGAGAAUGGUGACAUUUUUGCAACUCCCUCGAGUCCCGCGUCCCCUCCACUUCUUCCAACAACACAACUUCGUCGUCGCCACGAUUUAAUAGAGGAUGCAAUAGAACUCCCUUCUUCUUCGCCUGGACAAUCUGAAGGCGAUAUAGUAUCGCCUCAGCCUUCAUCCUCUCCGCCGGCGCAGCUAGUGCCUCGUUCUCCAGGCCUAGAAACUCCACGUGCAAAGCGACGAAGAAGCUCCGACUUAUGCUUACCCAACAGUCCAACAGCGCUCCACGCUCCAGACAAAAAUUAUGCCUAUUCAGAAGCCAAUCAAGCGUCUCAAUCUUCUAUAUCUCUGCCUCCGUCUCCUCCUCUCGGGCAAAACUCAUCACGCUUUGUCAUACCUUCACUGGCUCCAGCUCCGACUUCGCCCCUUCCAGCAUCUCAUGCGCCGGUCGCAGAUGCCAAAUCUCAACGUUCAACUUUUCUACGUCCCCAACUUCCAAAUGUAGGAGCAAGAGGAAACCAGCGAGGAGAAGAGGGUCAGUCUCCACUUAACCAUCCAAUAUCCCCACAGCAGAAAUUAAACAGAUAUAUGAGCGGUGGACUAGCAGCUACAGUCCGUGACUGGAUAGUAGAAGCUUCGGGCUCUACCGGUCUACAAGGACGACAAGAGAAUGUCCGUUCCGAGGCUAUCAGCGGAACAAAAGAGGCAGGAGUUCCAACAGAGUACCAUGCUCCUUCGAGCACAUCUAACACGACUGCUAUGCAUUGCGCAACCAAGGCUCCACGUCAAUUGAAUCUCAGAAUCCACGUAUCAGAGGUCAUGCGCACAAGCAGUGGCCAUACUGCCGGCAACGCCAUCCUUCUUCGUGGUCACAUUACCGACAGUCUCGAUGUUGAUAACCAUCUCUCGGAAGCCCAAGGACCUUCAAGUCUACACGUUCUUCUUCCUUCUGCCCCGCGCGUUAAGCAAGUCCAUAAAGGCAAAGUGCUCGAUAUGAAGGCUCCUUUGUGGGAGAUUGAAGCAUGUGGCAUAAUCUGGAUUGUCGCCAUGAAUUGGGUCGUUCUUCCGACAUAAUGCCCCUACAUUAUUUUCUCGUCGGCUUAGCAGUCAAUUACGGAGAUAUAUUUUGUCAUUAGCUCUCGCGGGCCUGUUCCGCCCCUGGUUACUGCAGUUAGGCCUGCUUGGUCAUUGCUUGGUCAUAAGUUAACGUUAGUUAGAUCAUUAUUAACUACUCGGUAGUUAUCGGUGCCUAUCGGGGCGACGUCGCUCAGUUAGGUUUAGUCCUCAUCUUGUCAUGUAUCCAGGGUCCUUGCAUCCCGAGCCCGUCCUUGAAUACGAGUAACGUUGGGUGGGGAUUAUAGGACAUUUUCUAAGCUUCGUUUCAAAAUGCCUGAGCACAAGCAAUUCCGGUU